AUGGAUGAACAGGAAGCCAAUGAUGAAUACAAAGCAGUCACGUCUGUCUUGUCAUCGUUCCACAACUUCCACACAUUCCAAUUGAACCAAUUGGUGUCACCACGACUUCAAACACUUGCGACAUUAACAAGUAGAGAUCAACUACGAUUCGUUCCCUGGUACGAGCAACACACCCAGUUCGUACAACAAUGCAUAGAGAUAAAUCGGGACUUCUGUCAACACUUGGCUGAAAAAAUUGGUCAGGAUUGGGGAGUCAAUGAGUCGUCACCAACAGAUUGGACUCCAGCAUCACCUAAACAAUUUGCACAAACACAGAUCGUAUUGCUGCGAUUAAUGAGAGAAUGGAGUGACCAAGGUGAGCAAGAGAGGCAAGUUGGGCACGACUUGAUAAUAUCACACUUGAACAAGUUGUACCCGGAUAAAUUGCAUCGACAAGGUGUCAAAGUCUUGGUACCAAGUUGCGGUCUAGGUCGAUUAGUAUUUGAGUUGGUAAUGCAAGGGUAUUGGACUCAGGGCAACAAUUCCGAUUAUCAUACCUUGUUUAUAUCAAAUUUCAUUCUCAAUCAUUGUCAAUUCCCUCAUAGUUUUUCAAUUUUCCCAUUUUUGGCUAGCUCGGCAACGAGUUCGAAAAAGAGACGCAAUCAGAUCCGACCGGUUACUAUACCUGAUGUAUCGCCAACGGCAGAGAUACUAAGUGCUAUGGAGAGGGAGAAGGACAACAGAAAAAUUGGGGAGUCUGCUACUGAGCUGAGUGCAACAAGGAUUGUGGUGCCAUUUGAUGAAUUGAUGUCGAUUACAGCUGGGUCAUUUACUGAGUUGUAUGGAUCUCGACCUAACGAUGACGCUAGUCCAGCUUCGCAGGAGAUUCGCUCGCAGUCACAAGGUGAAUUUGAUGUCGUUGUGACUGAGUUUUGUCUACAUUCUGCAUCGACGGAAAUUAUAGACUACGUACAAACAAUCAAUAAUGUGUUGAAACAAGGUGGGAAAUGGAUCAAUUUCGGUCCGUUACUGGGCACCAAUAGUGGAGACGAUGCUCGUGGUGAUGGAUUGGACUUGUCUCGAGAUGACUUGUUUGAAUUGGUUACGGAAUUGGGAUUUGAAUUUGCCACAACGGAAUUAGACAUUGAAACCACGUAUUGCGGAGAUGCUAGACUGUUGGAGUCACACAUUUACAAAUGCGAUUUUUGGGUUUGUACAAAAGUAAGUAAGGUGUAA
Lodderomyces theae is the source of this 1215-nucleotide messenger RNA. Its product is annotated as S-adenosylmethionine-dependent methyltransferase. The record is from RefSeq and is a predicted model, not a curated record. Bases 1 to 1215 code for a protein of 404 amino acids. Gene Ontology annotation, molecular function: S-adenosylmethionine-dependent methyltransferase activity. NCBI's taxonomy places the organism in Eukaryota, Fungi, Ascomycota, Pichiomycetes, Serinales, Debaryomycetaceae. The transcript has a single exon.